CAGCGGGGCGGGUUGGGGUGGGGUGGGCUUGUUUUUAACCAUCUCCUUUGUUUAACUUACACUCGGCAGUGGGCGCAGCAGGAGGCAAACUAGUUUCUUCUUCGGUGGAUUUGGUGGGGGAAUAGGGAUUAGGGAUGUCAUACUUAUUAGAGUGAAAAGAACAAGGAAGAGAAUGGAUAUGUAUCAUCCGAGGCUCCAAGCUCAUCUUCAUCAUCCUCAUCAUCAGGAAGAGAUGCUUCAAAAUCUCAAUCACAAAGGAGCUCUAGCAGAGCCUUGCCUCGUCUUGACUUCUGAUCCCAAGCCUCGCCUCCGUUGGACUGCGGACCUCCACGAUCGAUUCGUCGAUGCCGUCACUCAACUUGGCGGCCCCAAUAAAGCUACACCAAAGGCCAUCAUGCGGACAAUGAAUGUGAAAGGACUAACUCUUUUCCAUUUAAAGAGUCACCUCCAGGUUUUCUUCAUUCUUGUCAACCUUUACCUUGUCAAAAAAUUAAUAAACUUGGAGAUCUGUUUUGAAGCUUAUUCUCUCAUGGACACCUUGUCCUGUGGUAUUUUCACCGUGUUACAGAAAUACAGGCUAGGUAAGCAAUCAGGGAAGGAUAUGGGUGAGGGACCAAAAGAUGGGAUGUCUGCUUCAUACCUUUUAGAAAGCCCUGGAACCAAUAAUUCUACCCCAAGUUUGCCAAGUUCUGACAUGAAUGAGGGUUAUGAGGUGAAGGAGGCAUUAAGGGCACAGAUGGAAGUGCAGAGUAAAUUACAUUUGCAAGUUGAGGCCGAAAAGCACUUGCAGAUUCGCCAGGAUGCAGAACGAAGAUAUAUGGCCAUGCUUGAGAGGGCUUGUAAGAUGCUUGCUGAUCAUUUUAUUGGAGGUGGUGCAGAUACUGAAACAGAGAACCUAGGAUUUAGUAGUAAGGUGCCAAGAAAUUAUUGUGUUGACCCACUUGGAUUUUACUCCUCUCAGUCUGCUGAGGUGGUCAAUGCAUGUGGCCAAGAUGAAGAAAUGCCAUCCGGUCUGCAUUCCCAGAGGGCUGAUUGUUCCACUGAAAGCUGCCUAACUUCACAUGAGAGUCCAGGAGGAUUGACAAUGGAAGGAUCUGCUGUUGAAGGGAAGAAAAAGAUGCUGAACUUGGACUCAACAACAGGAUCUCUGAUCUGGGGUGAUGCCAAGGUUAAUCCCCAUGGACUAACUGGAUAUGGCAUGUAGAGAUGGAAAUGAGUGAUAUUCUUCUGUAUGCUCAAGCUAUUACAGUCUCAAGUGUAAAAAUGCUGAUCUAUUCAUGUCCGUGGAGUUGGCAGGAAAUCCAAGUUUUGAGAAUGGAACAAGUAGUCUCAAAAUUGUAAAUCCAAGUUGCUUAUGCUCUAAAUAUCAUACAUUUAGUGUCUUAAACAUAUAAACUUGUGCGGCUGUGAUUGGAAAUCCAUGUGAUCACUGAAGUCCAAACUUAGAAUGCCGUUGGAAUUUUAGGCUUUAAAUCUGAACUUGCUGUGUUGUUACAGGCAAUUUGUGUA
Molecule: messenger RNA, 1509 nt
Organism: Theobroma cacao (cacao)
Lineage: Eukaryota; Viridiplantae; Streptophyta; Magnoliopsida; Malvales; Malvaceae
Source: RefSeq, a predicted model, not a curated record